UUAUGUAGGUUUAACUUAGCAAAUUAAUUAAUAGGUUAAAUUAAAUAAUUUUAUCUGGUUAAAUUCUAACAAAUUCAUGAUUUAUUUGUUGUGUAUGUGCAUCGAAGAUUACACUUGUUCAUCUUGUGGUCAACAUUUGAGAUUAGGUAUUUUAGACUCUUAACUGAAUGACUGAGUUUGGAAGAAUCAAAACAUUUUUUUAACCCUAUAUUUGACAAUGAUUAGAAUAUUUAGUUUCCUUAAAGCUUGGUCAUUUUUGUGGGAGAAAUACGAGUUGUUCAAUCUGGGUGUGCAAAAUGCUGUGAUAUUUCUAUGGUGUUUGGAUAUUUUAUCAUUUGAAUGUCUUGAGAAUUCGAGGUUUGUAAUUAAUUGAGUGUCUUUGUCAGUGACUAUGAUGUGUUUGCUGACUCUAGUUUUCUGUAAAUUACUUAGUGUGUGUUUGAAAUGUUGGUAAGUUUGGCAAAAUCAUGGUGAUACUAUCAUUUUGUUGAAGCUUCAAACUGGAAUUUUUGUCAACCGUAAUUCCGUCAAACUCGCUGCUAACCGAAACAUACUUUUUGAUGUUUGGUUUUUGAGAUGGCUGACAUUUGAAAGACAAGUUUGGACUAGCUUAAGAGAGCUUCUCGAUUUAAAAAGUUUAUUAACUUCACUUGCAACAUUGUCCUUGUAACUGUUCCUGAAGACGAUAAACUAGAGACUUUUUUAAAGAAUUGAGUUGCAGAAUCUCAUCAAACUUGUACGGUCUAGAAGUAUGUCCUUGUUUGUGGAGAAGUUUGUCCAAACUUAUUCUAAAUAUGAAACACAUGACUUUUGAGCAUCGAGCUGUUGUUUACUUAAUAUGGCAGUAGUGAGAUAAUGUUAUUAUCCUGUUGUGAAGUAUCCUUUCUUUCUUCUCUUAAUUUUAUAUGUUAUUUGUUCUAAAUUUUGAUAGUGUAAAAGUUGGAUUGAUAGUGGGACUGUUUGCUGAUUAAGAUAUUUUGUAAUUCAUAUGAUGGAGUAAGGCUAUGGGGUAGUUAUUCAAAUUGGGAUCAAUUCAUGCAUCUUAAUGAAUGCUGUGUAGUGUGUUCUGCUUGGUUUCGGCCCAUUUUGGAUGUUCUAGUGAUGGACCUCAUAGUUAUGGGAAAGUGAACUUUGAUGUCUCUCUUUAAUUCUCUGUGGAGGCUUUGUAAGUAAGUCCUUAAAUGACUGCGUAAUUGAGUAUAUAAUUUCAUUCUUUACUGCAUUUGGAACAUCUACUCUUUCAAGGUUUAGAGUAGGGAAUUUUAUUUUGGUACAUGAUUUACUGAGCAUUGUAGUGUGCUAAUAUUUAUAUUGGCUUUGUCUAUAUUAUUGUGAGAGAGGCCUUUGGUUCAAUUUCUUGUAAAAUUUCAACAGCUCAUAGCAAUAUUUAGGUGCUGAGAGAAAUCCUGAAGGGUGCUAAUAUUUAUGUUUAAAACUUCAAGUUAUGUUAUACAUCUCAUUGUUUUUUUAGUUAUUCUCUCGUGUAAAUUUACAAUGAGACGGCUGUUUUAUGGUGUGAAGUAGAACAGAGAAUAUUAAUUCUAUUGAUUCAAUAUAACUUGCUUGUAAAAGAACUGGUUGAAUAGGGUUUAGUUAUUCUUUUGAUUUGAGCCAAUCACGAAAAUAAAAAAUUUGUUUUUAUCUUGGAUCUUUUUACUGGGUUUAAUGAUCUUUCAGUACCCCCUCUUUCUUUUGUUUCUUAAACCUCAUGUGAACCUGAUCUGUUACAAUAAACUAAAACAUUGGGUUGGUUAAUCAGCCUGGUCUGCUUUACUAUAUGUGGUUAAAAUUGUGUUUUGUUAAUUGAAAGUUGGAUGGGGUGGGUAUGGGAGGCAAAGUUUGUGUUUGUAUAUGCGGAAUUGCAUAGAAAAGAAAGGAUUAUCUGCAAAUUUAUUAGAACUGAAAGCUCUCUUUCUCAUCAGUAUUUAUGAUGCAUUUUUGAGUUGCAGAUUUGCACUCAGCGAUCAUGGAAGCGUCCUUAUGGAGUUGGUCUUCUGGUAGGUGGAUUAGAUGAAUCAGGGGCUCACCUCUAUUACAACUGUCCAAGCGGAAACUAUUUUGAAUAUCAGGCUUUUGCAAUCGGUUCGCGUUCACAAGCUGCAAUGACAUAUUUGGAAUGCAAGUUUAACAACUUCACAGCCUCAUCGCGGGAAGAUCUGAUCAAAGAUGCACUCAUUGCAACUAGGGAAUCCUUGCAAGGAGAAAAGCUCAGGAGCUCCGUAUGCACCAUUGUUGUGGUUGGGGUUGGUGAACCAUUCCACAUUUUGGAUCAGGAAACCGUUCAACAGUUGAUCGAUACUUUUGAGAUUGUGAGGGAGGAGGAAAGUGCACCUGCUGAACCUAAGCCAGCAGCUGAUCGGGAUUCUGCUACAGAUCAGGGUUCUGCUGCAGAGCAAGGUGGGGCUGAAAACCAAGGUGGUUCUCCAAUGGACAUUUGAUAACUUAAGAUCCAGUACUUGAGGUGUUAAAAACUAGGGGUGGCAAUAUGAUCCAUGAGAUCCAUAUCCAUCCAAU
This is a messenger RNA of Medicago truncatula (barrel medic), 2514 nucleotides long. Its product is annotated as proteasome subunit alpha type-1-B. The transcript has a single exon. The record is from RefSeq and is a predicted model, not a curated record. Bases 2103 to 2438 code for a protein of 111 amino acids. NCBI's taxonomy places the organism in Eukaryota, Viridiplantae, Streptophyta, Magnoliopsida, Fabales, Fabaceae.